UAAUACAUUUAUUAUUUUUUAUUAUUCAGUGAUUGACGUCGGUGUGAAGAAGAAGUGUAGAGUUAAUAAAAAUGGCUGACAUUGUUGAAAAGGAGGAGAAAACAAUUGCCGAAGAUUUGGUAGUAACCAAAUAUAAAUUGGCGGGUGAAAUAGUCAACAGAACUUUGAAGGCUGUCAUUGAUCUCUGUGUUGUCGGUGGGUCUGUGAGAGACAUCUGCACAAAAUCGGAUGCUCUCAUCACCGAAGAAACAAACAAAGUCUACAAAAAAGAAAAGGAAUUGAAAAAGGGAAUUGCAUUCCCCACCUGCCUGUCUGUGAACAAUUGCGUUUGUCACUUCUCACCGUCCAAAAAUGAUCCUGACUAUCUGUUGAAGGAUGGAGAUGUUGUUAAAAUUGACAUGGGUGCACACAUCGAUGGUUUUAUUGCCGUAGCUGCUCAUACUAUUGUUGUUGGAGCAACUGCCGAUAAAAAAGUGAGUGGUCGUCAAGCUGAUGUAAUUCUUGCUGCUUACUGGGCCGUACAGGCUGCUCUAAGACUACUUAAAGCCGGAAACAACAAUUAUGCCAUUACCGAUGCUGUUCAACAAAUAAGUGAGUCCUACAAAUGCAAACCUAUUGAAGGUAUGCUCAGUCAUGAAUUGAAACAGUUCAAGAUCGAUGGCGAGAAGACAAUCAUUCAGAAUCCUAGCGAAGCUCAACGUAAAGAACAUGAAAAAUGCAACUUUGAGAAACACGAGGUCUAUGCCAUCGAUGUUAUUGUCAGCUCUGGCGAGGGUAUUGGUCGUGAGAAGGAUACAAAAGUGUCAAUUUACAAAAAGACCGAUGAAAACUACAUGCUUAAGUUGAAAACAUCCCGUGCUCUUUUGGCUGAGGUGAAAACAAAGUUCGGAAAUAUGCCUUUUAAUAUUCGCGGCUUUGAUGAAGAGACUAAAGCUCGCAUGGGUGUUGUUGAAUGUGUGUCACACAAAAUGAUUGAACCCUUCCAAGUGCUGUACGAGAAGCCAAGUGAAUAUGUGGCUCAAUUCAAACACACCGUCUUGUUGAUGCCUAAUGGAGUCAAUUUAGUAACUGGCAUUCCCUUUGAUAUUGAUAGCUAUGUUAGUGAACACAGCAUAGCUCAACCUGAAUUAAAGGAACUUGUUAACACUCCCCUGCAGCCACCUAAAAAGGGUAAAGGACAUGCCAAGAAAAAGGCCGCUGGUGCAGACACUGCCACUUCAACACCGGCUCCUGUGGAGACCAAGGCUUGAAAGCAGUAAAUCAACAAUUGCUACGCCUUUUGCUAUAUUCAAAAAUAUUAGAGCAACUAAAGCAAUACAUUUAAGUAUGGAAGAAACACUUUAACUGAAAGAAAACUCUGCAACAGAAACCCUAACAAAAACAUACUACAAUUUACUCAUUUAUCAUACCAACCAAUCAACCAACAACCCCUUCCCUAUAAAUCUACCAACCAUUUUGUGUGGGAGAGGUUAUUGUUGUAACAAAAACAACUAUCUUCUGCAUAUUACGCCGCCAGCGUUACUAAAUUUAAAACAUCUCUUUUUUAUAUUUUUAUUCAGUCCAAUCGAAACAAAACAAAUUUCAUUACGUAUGUGUACAGUGAAACUAAAACACAAGGAAAACAAAAACGGUCGUUUCAGCAUUAUUAUUGUAAUAUCUAUCCCAAAAGGAUAUUUAUUAUGAUUUUUUUUAUUUGGAUAAUUUUCAAAAUUAUCUAAAACUUGAAUUCGUUUUUUUAUCGUUUUAUAAAAUUAUUGAAAAUAAUUAAAAAAAAAACUAAAAAAUUUUAUUAGAAAUAAAAUCAUUAAAAACUAAAGAGAACAUUUUUGUGAAAUGCUUCAAAAGCAAUUUUCUUUUCCUUUUGUUAGUCUAAAUAAACAAUUGGAAGUAGAAGAAUAACAAGGUAAUGAAAAUGAUACGACGACAGGCGGCUUUUGAAAAGAAUCAAAUCAAACCAGAUUGACUGUAUUAUCAAUGUAUCAAUAUUAAAACAAAAAAAAAACUUUACUUAAGAUUUUAAAUGAAAUAAAGAGAGAGGAGUAUGUAUGUGUUAUACGUAUUUCCUUACAAAUGGAAAUGAAAAUAA
Molecule: messenger RNA, 2086 nt
Organism: Calliphora vicina (urban bluebottle blowfly)
Lineage: Eukaryota; Metazoa; Arthropoda; Insecta; Diptera; Calliphoridae
Product: proliferation-associated protein 2G4
Exons: 8
Coding region: 72-1250 (392 amino acids)
Source: RefSeq, a predicted model, not a curated record